Molecule: messenger RNA, 2991 nt
Organism: Gadus chalcogrammus (walleye pollock)
Lineage: Eukaryota; Metazoa; Chordata; Actinopteri; Gadiformes; Gadidae
Gene: clcn2b
Product: chloride channel, voltage-sensitive 2b
Exons: 23
Coding region: 226-2874 (882 amino acids)
Biological process (GO): transmembrane transport; chloride transport
Cellular component (GO): membrane
Molecular function (GO): voltage-gated chloride channel activity
Source: RefSeq, a predicted model, not a curated record
UCCGAGGGUAUAAAAUGCAGCAACUUAGUUCGGCAGCAUUUCCGAGACAGAGUUCCUCCGGUGCACUCUCUCCGCCUGAUCUCGCGGCAUUGAUUGGCCGAAAAUAUUGAUCACUGGAUCCAGAAGAAGUGCGUCUGGUCUCAUUCAGAGUUGAAGAGUUCCCACCGCCGCGUCUCUUGAGCCGGGCAGGAGUUCCUCCCUGCCGCGUCUCCUGCGCACCGCGCCAUGGCCGGGGACGGAGUGGACCAGCGCGCCCUGCAGUAUGAGCAGACUCUGAUGUAUGGGCGCUACACCCAGGAGCUGGGGGUGUAUGCCAAGGAGGAGGCGGCUCGCCUGCGGGAAGGAGGCCAGCGCCGCUCCGUCGGCCGCUCCUUGGACCUGCUGGAGUAUGACAAGGGACGCUGUGCCAAGUGUCGCAUCUGCACGGUGCGCUGCCAGAAGUUCCUGAUCUCGCGGGUGGGCGAGGAUUGGAUCUUCCUCAUCCUCCUGGGGCUGCUGAUGGCACUCGUUAGCUGGGCGGUGGACUUCUGCAUCGCCAUCUGCCUCCAAGCACAGAAGUGGAUGUAUGGCGGUCUGGACAGUAAUGUGUUCCUGCAGUACCUGGCCUGGGUCACCUACCCUGUGGUGCUCAUCACCUUCUCUGCUGGCUUCACCCAGAUCCUUGCUCCGCAGGCCGUCGGGUCCGGCAUCCCGGAGAUGAAGACCAUCCUUCGGGGUGUGGUGCUGAAGGAAUACCUCACGUUCAAGACCUUUGUGGCCAAAGUCAUCGGCCUCACCUGUGCUUUGGGCAGUGGCAUGCCCUUAGGCAAGGAGGGUCCGUUUGUGCACAUCGCCAGCCUGUGUGCAGCCCUCCUCAGCAGGUUCAUGUCACUGUUUGGUGGAAUCUAUGAGAAUGAGUCGAGAAACAUUGAGAUGCUGGCGGCGGCCUGUGCGGUUGGGGUGGGCUGCUGCUUUGCUGCCCCUAUAGGAGGGGUGCUGUUCAGUAUUGAGGUCACCUCCACCUUCUUUGCGGUGAGGAACUAUUGGAGAGGCUUCUUUGCAGCCACCUUCAGCGCCUUCAUCUUCCGGGUGCUGGCCGUGUGGAACAGAGACGAAGAGACCAUUACAGCCCUUUUCAAAACCCGCUUCCGUCUAGACUUCCCCUUCGACCUCCAGGAGCUGCCUGCCUUCGCUGUCAUCGGCAUUGCCAGUGGUUUUGGCGGGGCUCUCUUUGUCUACCUGAACCGCCUCAUCGUGCAGUUCAUCAGAAAGCAGAAGGCUAUCAACAAGUUCCUCAUGAAGAAGCGCCUGCUCUACCCCGCCCUCGUCACUCUGCUGGUGUCCACCUUAACCUUCCCCCCGGGCUUCGGACAGUUCAUGGCCGGCAAGCUUACCCAGAAGGAGGCGCUGGUGACCCUGCUGGACAACAGGACGUGGGCCAAGCAAGGCAUCGCGGAGGACUUUGACUACCUGGGCCACCUGCAGGCCUGGCAGCACCCGCAGGUCAACGUGUUCGUCACACUGGUCCUCUUCAUCGUCAUGAAGUUCUGGAUGUCUGCCUUGGCCACCACCAUCCCCGUCCCCUGUGGCGCCUUCAUGCCCGUCUUUGUCAUCGGGGCGGCAUUCGGUCGUCUGGUGGGAGAGAGCAUGGCGGCCUGGUUCCCCGACGGCAUCCACACGGACGGAGUCAUCUACCCCAUCGUGCCCGGGGGCUACGCAGUCGUUGGUGCGGCUGCUCUGUCGGGGGCUGUCACCCACACGGUGUCCACGGCAGUCAUCGUGUUCGAGCUGACGGGCCAGAUCUCACACAUCCUGCCCGUGAUGAUUGCGGUGAUCCUGGCCAACGCCGUGGCCCAGUCCCUGCAGCCCUCCCUCUACGACUCCAUCAUCCGUAUCAAGAAGUUGCCAUACCUGCCCGAGCUGGGCUGGGGACACCAUGAGAAGUACAACAUCCGCGUGGAGGACAUCAUGGUGAGGGACGUGAGGUACAUCACCCUCAACUGCUGCUACCGGGACCUCCACAACGUCCUGCUCACCGGGAACCUCAAGACCCUCGCACUGGUGGAGUCUGCUGAGUCCAUGAUCCUGCUGGGCUCCAUCGAGCGGGCCCAGCUGCAGGCUCUCCUCUCCCAGCAGCUGGGCCGCGCGCGCCGCAUGGAGUACAUCCGGGAGAACGCCAUGGCCUUCAAGAAGUGCAUGUCUGACCCCGAGUCCCCGCCCCCUCCGCCCCCCGUGGAGGACACCAACAGCCAGCAGCGCCACUCAACCCAGGAGGUCCGCUUCCAGAUCACCACUGAGGAGUCCACUUUGAGUCCCACCCGGCCCACCCCCCAGAAACCCCUCAAACCUGCCCUAAAGAGACCAUCAGUCGUAGACCGCCCCCCCGAGAUCCUCACCGCAAAUAAUGAUAACUCGGGCAUUGCUUUAAAGAACCUGUUUUGUGCCAACCCUGAUGCAGAAGCCGUGGAGGACGACGGGGACACGGAGGACGACAUGACCAUCCGAGAGAUUGCAGAGUGGGAGGAGCAACAGCUUGAUGAACAGGUCAACUUCAGCAACUGCAAGAUCGACCCCGCCCCUUUUCAACUUGUGGAACGUACCUCACUGCAUAAGACCCACACCAUCUUCUCCCUGCUGGGCUUGGACCACGCCUACGUGACCAGCAUCGGACGGCUCAUCGGGGUGGUUUCCCUCAAAGAGCUGCGUAAGGCCAUCGAGGGCUCUGUGACGGUGAAGGGGACAAAGGUGCGCCCCCCGCUGGCCAGUUUCCGGGACAGCGGCACCAGCAGCAGUGAGAACGAGGCCACUGAGCUCCACAAGCUGUGGGACCGCCACAAGAGCAUGUCGCUCCCCCGCGAGCACACCCAGUCCGACUCGGACGAGAAAUCCCAAUGACGGGCCCGCUGAGAGGGGGAGAGGGAGCCAGCAUCGACUGCUACCCUUGAAAGCUGCCGACACAAAAGAAGAAAAAAAUGAAUCCUCAGGGUUUGGAUCGAUAUGUAAUUCUGGGAA